Messenger RNA from Pimephales promelas (fathead minnow), 1822 nucleotides. NCBI's taxonomy places the organism in Eukaryota, Metazoa, Chordata, Actinopteri, Cypriniformes, Leuciscidae. The record is from RefSeq and is a predicted model, not a curated record.
GUCGUGUCGAGUGAGGAUCACUGUAUAUCAGCUUAUAUCAGGAAACUCAUCCUCUGAACUGGAUUGUGAAUAAAAAAAAACUGGACUGUCAAAACUGACAAUGGCUUCCUUUCAUAAAGGUUUUAUAAAAGCUCAUCCUCUCAUCUUUGUGAUUCUGUAUGUCUUAAUACUGUACUUGGCCUCUUCAACUGUAACACCAGUGACGACUGCAGCUAAUCUGUCAGACCCCUGCAACAACUACACUGUGCUGGAUGAUAGAUGGAGAGCCAUCCGUAAGACAUAUAAUUCAGUAAAAAACUGUGACCAGUCUGUCUCCUGGAGUGGCUGGUAUCGUCUCUUCAUUAACAACAUGAGCGCUCAGAUCCCAGACACGUGUGUUGCGAGGAGAAGCUGUGGCACUGAUAUCACACUGUGGAUCCGUGGUGGACACCCAACAGUAACAGAUGGAGUCGUCACUCGAGAUGUCUGUGCUGAUGAUAGCAAUUACUGCUGCCGAUACACGUUAUCUCCCAUUAAAGUCAAAGCCUGUCCAGGAGAUUAUUAUGUCUAUGAGCUGGUCAGUCCAACUCUCUGUAAUUCAGCAUACUGUGCAGACACUGGCAGCAUUAACACACCAGCUGGUAUAAAUAUAACGCUGGCGGAAGGAUGCACCAGUCAGAACUGUUUCCAAAAUCUUCUUGAGCAGAUCGAGAACAUUACAUCUCAAGUGCUCUCUGUGACUACUGUGACCAACAUUUUGAUGGUGGCCUUCAACGCUUCAGGGAAGAUCUUAGAGUCAUCUUCAUCAUCAGUCAGCCCGGCUGAACUCGCCUCCUAUGGAAACCUUAUCUUAAAAACCUGUGAGAAACUCAUCUCUACAUUGGUGAAGCCGACAGACACGAGUGACAAUAUCAGUUUUACUCUUUCACCUGUAGAGGUUGAAGUCUUCAUAGUUGGACGCAAUGUCACCUUAGAUAAAAUCCCUCGACUUGACACAACGAAUUCGUCUGUGGACAUUGAUCUCAUUGGGAUCGCCAAGAACAACAAUGAAACAAGAUCAGCUGCUGUGGCUUUCAUGAGUUAUAACACAAUGGAGAAUCUACUGAAGCCAGACUUCUUCAACACAUUAAAUAACACUGUUAAAACCAUGAUGUCCACUGUGAUCUCAGCUACUCUUCCCAAAACCACCAACACUAAACUCACCAAACCAGUCAACUUCACCUUCAAGCACAUCAGAGAGUUUGACCCCAACGGUUCUCUGUCCUGUGUGUACUGGAAUAUCAGUGAGUGGAUUGUAGAUGGUUGUUCUGUUUUAGAGACCAACGGCAACUACACUGUGUGUUCCUGUGUUCAUCUGUCCACAUUCGCUCUCAUCAUGCAAACCAGCCGCCCAUCAGAGCGUGACUCACUGCUGGAGCUGUUGAAUUUGGUGUGUGUGCCCGUGGGUCUGGUGUUCUUCAGUUUGGCCCUGUUGACCUUUGCCUUUUGUCAGUGGAGUCCUGGAGUAAAUAAUGUAGCUCGAAUCAACCUCUGCAUCAGUCUUCUGUCGGCUCACCUUCUGUUCCUGCUCACACAACAGUUCCUGAGACUCAUACGCCCUCAUCAGGUGUUGUGUGCCGUGAUAUCAGGAGUGCUGCACUUCCUCUUUCUCUCCGGCUUUGUGUGGAUGUUCAUUGAAGCUGUGCUGCUCUUAAUCUGUGUGAAGAACCUAUCACAGAUCAGCUCCAAAAAGAGGGAGGUGCUUAGCAGUGGAUUCCUGUGUGUGAUUGGAUAUACGGUUGCUCUGGUUGUAGUGUCCGUGUCUGUCGGGCUGCUUCCUGAAGGAUACGGCAGUGAACAGUGA